Molecule: messenger RNA, 117 nt
Organism: Strongylus vulgaris
Lineage: Eukaryota; Metazoa; Nematoda; Chromadorea; Rhabditida; Strongylidae
Source: the annotation of a GenBank genome assembly
UCGCAGUAUCGACAAGCAAUGAAAGCAUUUAUGCCCUACUUUGGUGGAUCGCCUCUUGUCGAAAACGCACUUCUGCACGCUUAUCAGUACGUAUCUGAACGGGAAACAACACCGUAA